Messenger RNA from Phaeodactylum tricornutum CCAP 1055/1, 1587 nucleotides. RefSeq lists its product with no specific name. Gene Ontology annotation, cellular component: cytoplasm. The record is from RefSeq and is a predicted model, not a curated record. The annotation marks the transcript as partial. The transcript has a single exon. NCBI's taxonomy places the organism in Eukaryota, Bacillariophyta, Bacillariophyceae, Surirellales, Neidiaceae. Gene Ontology annotation, biological process: protein neddylation. Gene Ontology annotation, molecular function: NEDD8 activating enzyme activity.
UCGACGGCAAUGGCUACGAAUGACAAGUACGAUCGACAGCUACGGCUCUGGGGGGCCGAGGGUCAAAAGGCGUUGGCCGAAACGUGCGUAGUGCUGGUGAACACAACCGCUGCUGGAACGGAGACCCUUAAAAAUCUAGUCUUGCCCGGAGUGGGUGCCUUUUUGAUCGUAGACGAUCAGAAAGCAGUCGACGGCGACUUUGCUUCGAACUUUUUCGUCGUCCAGGAUGCGUCCAAAUCACGUUCCCAAAUAGCCUGUGAACUCCUGCGAGAACUUAACCCUGAUGUAGUCGGAAACUACAAGAGUGUUCCGAGUCUAAUGGAAGCGAACUGGCACUCUAUUCUCACUACUACUGGAAAAGCGAAGGUUUUAGUAGUUGCAAGCGAAUUGGAACCAAUCGUUUUGGAAACGGUGGCGGGUGCUUGUCAAAGUGCACGGCUGCCCUGCAUUGCGAUAUAUUCGUAUGGCUUGAUUGGAAUAGUUCGUCUUCAGGCCCCUCCAUUGCCCAUUCUCAAUCCCAAGCCUCGUGACGCCCGUCCCGAUCUGCGGUUGGUGCAUCCAUUUCCAGUACUAGCAAGUCUUGCGGAUUCGAUUGACUGGGACAAUCUGCAAAGUCAUGAGCACGGUCAUAUUCCAUAUCCGCUCAUCCUCUUGCGCAUCGCCAAAGAGUGGAAAGACACGCACGAUGGUUCCUUGCCGAGCACCUUCAUAGAAAAGCAAGAAUUUCAAUUGAUGAUUCCCAAGGCGAGCCGUGAUUUUGAUGCGGAAGAGAAUUUUCGGGAAGCACAGAAGCAUUCGUACUUGGCGUAUGCACCGCGCGAACUGGAUUUAGACCAUCUGGUUUCGCUGCGCGACGCCUCCCAAAAUGCGUCACCCAUUCUGUACGCUUGCUUGCAAGGUUUGGAUGCUUUUUUGCAACGGCACCCCUUGCAGCCGCCAUUACAAGGUACUAUUCCGGAUAUGACUUCUUCGAGUGCCUUGUAUGUACAGCUACAAAAAAUCUACAAAGAACAGGCUGAUUUCGAUUUUCAAGAAAUGAGAACUCUUGUCAACCCAACUAUUGUCUCAGACUCGACACUGCACGACUUUUGUCGGAAUGUAUUUUCCUUGGACUUGAUACCGAUUCGGUCGAUACGAGACGAAUACUACAACUCCCCAUCCAAUGAAAUUACGGAUGAACUUACCAUGGCAACCAUGGAAGGUGAUGAGCGCCCGGAACAAUUGCCUCUACUGUGGUAUUUGGCCUUUCGCGCCUGUCAAGCGUUUCAUGGAGAGUAUGGAAGAUAUCCAGGGACAGUAGAAGACUACGCCCUGGACGUCCCCAAACUCCAAACAUUCCUGUACAAGGUAGUCCAGCACUACCGGCUUACAGAGGUAGAACUCGUUCGAACGCAACUCAUCGAAAAUAUUAGUGUGGCCACCGAAAUGACGCGCUACGCGAAUGCCGAGAUUCACAACGUGGCUAGCGUGAUCGGUGGGGUUGCCAGCCAAGAAGCCGUCAAAAUCAUCACCGGGCAGUACGUUCCACUCAACAACACUUACGUGUACAAUGGAAUUGCGUCUGUGGGUGGUGUCUACAAAUUUUAG